Molecule: messenger RNA, 546 nt
Organism: Laetiporus sulphureus 93-53
Lineage: Eukaryota; Fungi; Basidiomycota; Agaricomycetes; Polyporales; Laetiporaceae
Exons: 6
Coding region: 1-546 (181 amino acids)
Source: RefSeq, a predicted model, not a curated record
AUGGCGGCCAAGACGCAUUUCUGGGUUUCGCUGUGGUUCGCACUCACGGUGCCAGUCAUCUUCUGGGACGCUAUGUACUGCCUCACGCGACCGCGUUCCAUGGUCGGUGGCGACUUGCAUUGGAUCUGGAAGCCGUACGCAUUGUAUCAGGAGGUGGACUACAUUUACGGCAUAAAAGCAUACGAGGAAGGAGAUGGGUUCCCUAAUGCCCAAUCGCUCCUGAAUAUCGUCGAGAACUUCAUGAACAUUGGCUAUCUCUACCUCGCACACGUCAAAGGCACGCCAACCGCAACGUUGCUCGGGUUCGCGAGUGCCGUCAUGACCCUGUCGAAGACGGUCUUGUAUUGGCUGCAGGAGCUUUACUGCGGUGGGUGCUCCGUGGGACACAACAGCUUGAAGGAUCUGAUCGUACUAUGGAUAAUUCCGAACGGACUUUGGCUGCUUGGCCCGAGCUUCAUUAUCUGGCGACUGGGCAAGGACAUAUCCACGGCUUUGCGUGUGGCUGAUCGGGCCAUCGCAAAGGAGGCGUCUGGGAAAAAGCAGUGA